This is a messenger RNA of Mucor mucedo, 1692 nucleotides long. RefSeq lists its product as uncharacterized. The coding region runs from base 272 to 1309 and encodes 345 amino acids. The transcript has a single exon. NCBI's taxonomy places the organism in Eukaryota, Fungi, Mucoromycota, Mucoromycetes, Mucorales, Mucoraceae. Gene Ontology annotation, cellular component: endoplasmic reticulum; SNARE complex. The record is from RefSeq and is a predicted model, not a curated record. Gene Ontology annotation, biological process: retrograde vesicle-mediated transport, Golgi to endoplasmic reticulum.
GCAGGAGUGUAAUUUCUACCUGUUUAAAACUUGGUAAUGUUUAUUAAAAAAUGAUAAAUUCAUGUAAUGACCUCCUUGUAUCAAUAAACGGGAUCUUUUAAGAAUAAGUCGAUAAGACCGCGCUUUUUGGCGACCUCAAUUCAUGCAACUCCCCCUCGCUACGAAUACCCAUUUUUUGAAUGAAACGGCGGAGUUAAUUUCGGGUCGAAUGUGACGUGUCAGUAUAUGGAUUCCCAGUGAUGCAUUUUUGUUAAAAACAUUUUGAACCAAGAUGCCUAAUAUAACACUUGAAUUUCGACAUCUAGUCGAGUCCAAAGCUCUCACAACACCUCGUAAGCCAAACACAAAACGUCGAGAAAAAAACACGGACGAGUCUUACGACCUUUUCACCAAGGAGGCGUAUCGUAUAUAUCAACAUAUCGACAGUCUCAAACGUUUCCUUUUGACCAUUCGUCCCGCAUAUCUCAGUACGAAUAACCGGUCAUCUCGAACCACUGUACGUAAAACAGAACUAACAGCACCCGAAGCAAGUAAUGGUGAUUCCUUGUUUGCGUUAUUUGCAGGCAACAUUCAUAACUUGACUGAUCGUGAACGCGAUGAAAUCGAUUUCCAAGCAAAGCUAAUUAUUCGUCGUUGUAUCGAUAGAAUAAAGGAAUUAGAGACUUCUGAAAAGUUAAGGCAGCAGCAAGAAGCAGCCAAACCAACGCAUUUAUUAGCACAAUUUCUUAGUGCAGUGCUGCCACCCAAUACCGAAGAUGUGCUGUCUGUCCAUCGUAGUAGCAUCACUUGGCUAUUGAAUCAACAGCUGAUGAAAGUAUCACAAAUACAAAAAGAUCAACAAGAAAUAAGACUUAUGCGUGAAAUUGAAAAGAGUGAAAACCAGCUUUCAAAAUCCACGUUUAACGAUACCAAAUCAUUUGUUCCGCCGACAGUCGAAUCUUACCAGCCCGAACAAGAACCAGAGAAUCCGUUUGAACAGCAACUUUCACAAGAACAAGUGCAAAUGUUGGAAAAAGAAAAUUCUAUUAUGCUGGAAGAUUUGAACAAUACGCUGAAUCAAGUCAAAAGUGCAGAAAAGGCGUUACUCGAAAUCUCGACAUUACAAACACAGUUAACAAAUCAUCUGGCUGUCCAAACAGUGCAAACCGAUAAGCUAUAUGCCGAUGCCAUUGCCACAACAGAUAAAGUUGGACAAGGUAAUAUGCAGCUGAUGACAGCAAGAGAGAGAAAUAGGAGCAGCAGAAAGUUUAUGUUGAUAUUCUUGAUCGGUGCCAGUUUUGUACUAUUGUUUUUGGAUUGGUACUCUUAAGUUAGUAAUAGUAAUAAUAAAAAAGCAGAUGAAAUCUGCUUGUACAGUAUUUUUGCCCAAGGCUUUCCAAUUGUCACAAUUGGCAUAAAUUGCUUAGAUAAUUAGUGAUAAAAAGGUUACAAGUGUAGUAUUUUAAAUCAUUAAAUCAUAUACUUCUAAGAAGAUUGUAUGGCAGAGGAAAAGAGUUUGCGUCACAUAGUUCCAACUUGAGAAUUAGACUGCACUAGAGCUGGUAUGAAAGCUGAGAGGCGGAAUCUAUACUCUUGACCAUUGGAUACUCUUUUGUUGUAAUUUUAAAAAGAGAUGCAUAUACCAUGCGGGAAUUCUUAAACUACAUAUAUUUAGGGUGUUACUUACAGUAGAGAAAUAUGCUUGAAAUGUUU